AUGUCAGCUGGCGCUCCGGAGAGCGGGGCGGCGGCGGCGGCAACUCCUCGCUUCCUCGCCCCGCCGCCUCCCCCGCCCAAGAACGGCUCGAGUUCCGACAGCUCCGUGGGCGAGAAGCUGGGGGUGCCCGCUGUGGUGACGCCGUCCGGCCCGGGCGACCCGGAGGGGUCGGAAGGUGCUAGUUGCCGUAGCGAGGAGUACCGCCGUCGCCGGCACACCAUGGACAAGGACAGCCGCGGUGCGGCGGCCACGGAGCACCGCUUUUUCCGCCGGAGCGUCAUUUGCGAUUCGAAUGCGACCGCUUUGGACCUUCCGCGGCUGCAGCCGGCGGCGCCUCCCCCGGCGGCUGCGGCUGCUGCUGCUCGAGGGAGCAUCCCGCCCGUGUUGGGCUCUCCUCCCGAGUCUGUCAUCCAGGCAGCCGGCGCUUCUGUCGCCUCCAGCCAGGCGCCCGCGUUGCUUCUCCAGCAGCCCGCAUCUCUGCCUCCAGCCGCAGAAGCGCCGUCUGGUCCAGAGCUCUUGGUGGCGAAGGAGGUUGCCCCCUUGUUAGCCAAGGAGGAAGGGAUAGAAGCCACUCCACUGCCCCCUACCAGUACGGCAGGAAGCGUGGCCGCUUCGGCCCGGGAUCUGCAGGAAGAGCGGAGUAAGCAGCAAGAAGAUAUCGAAGAGCUGGAGACCAAAGCGGUGGCUUUCUCCCCGGAUGGUCGUUUUUUGAAGUUUGACAUUGAGAUUGGCCGAGGCUCCUUCAAGACUGUCUACAAGGGACUUGACACUGAGACCACAGUGGAGGUUGCUUGGUGUGAGCUGCAGGAUCGGAAGCUGUCCAAAUCAGAAAGGCAACGGUUUAAGGAGGAAGCUGAAAUGCUGAAAGGGCUUCAGCAUCCUAAUAUUGUUAGAUUCUAUGAUUCCUGGGAAUCUACAGUCAAGGGAAAGAAAUGUAUUGUUCUCGUUACGGAACUUAUGACAUCUGGCACAUUGAAAACAUAUUUAAAAAGAUUUAAAGUGAUGAAAAUUAAAGUGCUACGAAGCUGGUGCCGGCAAAUACUCAAGGGUUUACAGUUCUUGCACACACGCACUCCUCCCAUUAUCCAUCGUGAUUUGAAGUGUGACAACAUCUUUAUCACUGGCCCCACAGGAUCAGUCAAGAUAGGAGAUUUGGGCUUGGCAACUUUAAAACGAGCUUCUUUUGCCAAAAGUGUGAUAGGUACCCCAGAGUUCAUGGCACCCGAGAUGUAUGAAGAGAAAUACGAUGAGUCCGUUGAUGUAUAUGCUUUUGGGAUGUGUAUGCUUGAGAUGGCUACAUCUGAAUACCCUUAUUCUGAAUGUCAAAAUGCUGCACAGAUCUACCGUCGAGUGACCAGUGGAGUCAAGCCAGCCAGCUUUGAUAAAGUAGCUAUUCCUGAAGUGAAGGAAAUAAUUGAGGGAUGCAUUCGUCAAAAUAAAGAUGAAAGAUACGCUAUCAAGGAUCUUCUGAACCAUGCAUUCUUCCAGGAAGAAACUGGUGUGCGUGUAGAAUUAGCAGAAGAAGAUGAUGGAGAGAAAAUUGCUAUUAAGCUCUGGUUACGAAUUGAAGACAUUAAAAAGCUAAAAGGAAAAUACAAGGAUAAUGAAGCAAUAGAAUUUUCUUUUGACUUGGAAAGAGAUGUUCCAGAGGAUGUAGCACAAGAAAUGGUUGAAUCUGGAUAUGUCUGUGAAGGAGAUCACAAAACAAUGGCUAAAGCUAUAAAGGAUAGGGUGUCUUUGAUUAAGCGAAAGAGAGAGCAGCGUCAGUUGGUGAGGGAAGAACAGGAGAAAAGGAAACAACAAGAAGUCAAUCAGAAGCAGCAGACAGAACAGAAAACACAAGCAGGGUCUGCCCAGCAAGGCACAAAACAGGCUGUGCCUACUACAAGUGUCACUGCUGUUCCCACCACUUCAACUUCUGUUUCUACCCAAGUAGAACCUGAGGAACCCGAGGCAGAUCAGCAUCAACAGGUUCAGUUCCAGCAACCCAGCGUUUCCGUAUUAUCUGAUGGCACAAUUGACAGUGGCCAGGGUUCAUCUCUCUUUAAUGAAUCAUGUGUGAGUAGCCAACAGACGGUUUCCUUCACUUCCCAGCAUGAACAGUCUCUUCCAACACUUCCAGCCUCAGGAUAUUCAGUUCCUGUUGGUCAGCCACAGUCACAACAGCCUGGAGGAUACCAGACCUCUACGGUGCCUCAACCUGGCUGUAGCAUGUCAGUUUGUGCUUCCACUCUUUCCCUCUUCCUUCCCUCUCCAGUCCCUCCCAGUGCUCCUUCCACCCUGCCAUUAGCAUUGUCUGUACCUUUUUCUUCUUCCUAUCUUCGGACUACCCCGCAGGAAACUUUUGGUGAAAAGCUUUCCAAAGCCCUGGAGAGUGUCCUGCCCAUGCAUAUCACCUCUCCACGCAACCAACGGCGCUCCAGCCUGCCUUCCCUCUUUGUCAGCCCUCCUCAGUCCAUGAUGCAUCCAUAUGGGGGAAUCCCAGCAUUCCUAGAUUCCCAAGUAAUUCUUUCUACUGUUCGUGAACAGCCAGGCUCUUUCUCACCACCACCCACCUGUCCUUCAGGGGUGUCCAUUUCUCAACGGCGCAAAAGUACUUCUAUCCUUGAAGCCCAAACUUGCCAUUUCCAGCCCUUGUUGAAGACCAGCCAAAAUGUAUUUUUCCCUGGUGGUAGUCCAACAAUUUGGACACCAGAGACAUUAGCGACAAUGAGCACAACUGCUCAUACGUCCACAAGAGAACACAUUCAGGCUAACACUGUGUUGAAGUCGACUCAGAACAAUUACAGACCUGGACAAGCAACUUCGGAGGAUGCUACAAACAUGUUGACCCAAGAAGCACUAUAUUUAGUGGGCAUGCACUAUCAGUCUCAAUUACCCGAACACUAUGAGACAGUAUCCUAUAAUGCUCAAGGAACUGAGCAAAACUUGCUACAGGCUCCUGAACCGAGAAAUGUACAAAGUGGCCCUCUUCAGAAUUCUGGUUUUGAAUAUCAAACGGGGCAGACCUUUUUGGCAAGACAAAUUCAAAAUUUGAGAUUGGAUUCUGGAAUGAAUCCAUUAUUGCCAGUGUCCAGCAUAUCAGCCCCAUUGAGUGGAGACGCCAUACAGAUGAAUUUUCAUCCAGUCUUUGUUCCACAUUCUGCACCUGCUAUACUCUCUCACAGUGGGGAUGGUCAAACAAGUGUGUUUGAGUUCCAUGUUCAAACUCCCAGUGUAACUGCAGGAGAAAGUACAACCUUAUCUCAGUGUGUUUAUAGAAAUCGUCACACAGAUUUUAACCAGGAGGAGUCUACUCAAAGAACUUUACAGCCUGUUCGUCUUCAGCCUGUAAAAGAGGAACAGAGUAAUUAUAUGAGUUCUGAGUUCAUGAUGAGUAGAGGCAGUUCUGUUCUCCAGAGCUGGCUGGAAGGUAGCCCAGGGUAUUCCAGUGACUCAUCACAGUUGACUUCUUCCGAUACUAGUGAUUUUCUGUCGCCUCCUCUGAGUGGGACAUCUGUAUCAUAUGCUACAGAUUUAUCUUUUUCUGCUUCCCAAAUGGCUCAGAAGGUAUUGCCAGAUUCACAGAUCUUCAUCCACUUUCCACAGGGAACUUCAUCUGAACAAGCACUCUCUGCAUUGGUUUCAACAAGAUCUUCUGCACUCUAUCCUCAGAUGCAAGGGCAGCCAUCCUCAAAUGAAUCAUCAGUGAACACAUCACAACUUUUGCAGCAAAACCAACUGACUACCCAACAGCCAACCACCCCUCAGCAGACUGGGCAGUACCAAGUUCCACAGCCAUCAGUUUCCACUGGAGCUGCUCCAUUGCAGCCAGUAACACAACAAGCACAAGUAAUGCCUAUGCCUCAGGUACCUGCUGGGACACAGCUUCCUGUUUCCCAAACAGUGCCGAUCAUCCAGGGUGAAUUACCUAUUGGAGCACCUUCCCUUGCUCAGUCUUCAGCUGCCCCAGUCAUGUCUCACUUCCUCCCAGUGGGACAGGCCAUACAACCACCACUUCUUCCACAGUUCUCGGCCUCUCAGAUGCCCAUACCAGCACCUCAUGUGUCUGUGGCUCAGCCGUGCUUCCCAUCUCUAUCCAUUUCUAUGGCAGCUGGCAUUAACCAGCCACUGCUUACCCUGGCUACAUCUGCUGCAGCAGCUGCUAUUCCUGUGGGCUCAACUGUUGUCCCUAGCCAGCUCCCAACUCUCUUGCAGCCUGUGGCUCAGCUGUCCAGCCAGGUGCUCCCACAACUUCUUCAGCCAGGUGUUCAAUCCAUGGGAUUACCUCCUACUCUGGGACAAACUGCUGAAGUUCCACUUCCACCUACAGAUGCUCUAUACCAGGGCUUCCCACCUCGGCUACCAGCACAGUACAUUGGAGACGCAAACAUUGCUUCCUCUUCUGUGGCUUCUGCUUGCCUUCCUUCUGCAGUAUUGUCCCCUCCUUUACCCACAGAAGCAUUGGCUCAGCCAAGCUAUCUUGCUGCAGUAGGGCAGCCUUACAUGGAACAGAAUGUUUUAGUUUCUUUGAGCAGUCUAGGAGGACAGGUUCAAGUGCCCCAGUCUGCUUCCACACAGCAGACAGCAUUAGAGGGUACAACUCCUGGAAUCACGCAGAUUGCACCUCCAGAGCCUCAGCCUUCAAUACAGCAGCAACCUUCACAAUCAACUCCAUUAGUUUCUUCAAUAGACAGUGCUCAUUCAGAUGUUGCCUCCGGCUUAAGUGAUUGCAAUGAAAGUGUUUCAGCCUCUAGUGGUAGACAUGAAGGGAGGACUACAAAGCGGCAUUAUCGUAAAUCAGUACGCAGCCGUUCUCGACAUGAGAAAACUACACGUCCCAAACUGAGAAUUCUUAAUGUUUCAAAUAAAGGUGAUCGAGUUGUGGAAUGUCAGCUAGAAACACACAACAGAAAAAUGGUUACUUUCAAAUUUGAUUUGGAUGGUGACAAUCCAGAGGAAAUCGCUUCUAUAAUGGUGCAAAAUGAAUUCAUACUAGCAAUAGAGAGAGAUUCAUUUGUUGAGCAGGUUCGAGAUAUUAUAGAAAAGGCAGAUGAGAUGCUCAAUGAAGAUCCCAGUAUGGAGGCAGAAGGCGAUCAAAGUAUGGAUGGUAUUCAGAACCAGGUUUUUGGUGUACCUCCUAAUUCAUUUACUCAGGUAGUCCAUUCCGCUGGAAGAAGAUUCAUUGUCAGUCCUGUACCAGAAAGUAGAUUGCGAGAACAGAAAUUUUUCACUUCCAUUCCACCAGAAUAUGAGCUUUUUGAUUCAGUUGCUGCUUUCACACCUCAUGGUCCUGGGAUGAAUCUCUCACAUUCUGCAUCAUCAGUCAGUCUGCAGCAAGCUUUCUCAGAUCUCAAGCAUAUGCAACACACUGAAGGGCCUAGCACAGCUCCCCCAGUUUUCAACCAAGCUAUGCCUCCUUUUCCCACUGUAGCUUCAGGUGUCAAUGGGCUGCCAUCUACAAGUGUAACUGCUUCUUCUGCAUCACUUCCUCCCUCCAGUAGUAUUUCUUUAUCAGCAACUCAGUCCACACAAAAGGCAACCGCAGGGCUUCCAGCAAGUGAAGAAUUGUCAGUCCCAAGCUCUCCACCACCAGUGUUGCCUGGGUCACAGUUGAAUAGUGGACUAGCUUUGAGUGUCAGCACACCUUCAUUUUCAUCAACAACUGUAGUCCAGGCAGCUUCUGCUACUGGAGAAAUUGUUUCUAGUAUUAGCACACCUGCUUCUCUGACGUUGCCACAAGCUGGAACAACAGGGCCUAGUGUUACAAUAUCAGGUGUUAUGGCACCAUCAGUGCCAUCCCAGCAAGUUGGUAGUGCUGUUUCAACAACUUCUCAAACAAUUCCUGUGUCUAUGGCACAGAGCAUUGUUUCACAGUCUUCUCAGUUGAACACCAGCACUUCUGUUCCCAGCCUAGCAAAAAUGGUAGUGGUUAGUGUGCUGCAGCCAAGAUCAGAAAGCGAACAGGCAUCAGAAAAUCCACAGCUGUGCCAUACAGGUGAAGUACCUGUGCAUGUUUCUGUACCAAUACUCUCUACAGGAGCCCCGUGUACGUCUAGCAGCAGCUCCCAGCAAUCUGUGGUACAGCCGUUACCCGUCCCACCUAUAGUUACCUCAUCUAGUCUUGCAACAUCGUUGGGUGCAGUCUCUACCCCAGUAUUACCCCAGGUCCCUUUGCCUGGUAGCGUACCAAUGGCACAGCCAGUAGCUAAUAUACCUGUUGUCCAGCAGACUUUAAUACAUAGUCAGCCUCAACCAGCUCCAUUACCCAAUCAGCCUCAUACUCAUUCUCUAGAAGGGGAUAUUGACACCCAGCCCAAAGCACCUGGCAUAGAUGACAUAAAAACCCUGGAGGAAAAACUACGAUCCCUCUUCAGUGAACAUGGUGGAAUUGGAACAGCUCACCCCUCUGUGUCCCUGGAAACAUCUUUAACAAUGGAGACCACAGCCAUUCCUGGCUUGCCAAGUACGACCGUUGCACCCACAAAGCCUGUGGCGUCCAUUGCAACUACCAGUAUGCCACCAGCAAGUUUGGUGCUUGGUCCAACAGGUCUUCCUGUCAUGACACCGGUUGUCACUCCAGGACAAGCAGGCACCCCAGUUAGUUCUGUCUCAGUGACGUGCUGUCCUGCAACAGCAACAACUAAACCAGGGACACCUCCUUCAAAACCACCUCUUAGCAGGGCAUCGGGAUUACCAGUAGGUUCUGAACUUCCAACUGGUGCUCUAUCCAGUGAGCAGCUGCCACCCUUUCCGGGACCUACACUAACUCAGUCCCAACAACCUUUGGAAGAUCUGGAUGCCCAGUUGAGAAGAACUCUGAGUCCAGAGAUGGUUACAACAACUUCUGUACCACCUGUGGCAACUUCAGCAGUUACUGGAAUGGUGUCUACAUCAGAACAACCCACAGAUUCUGGUUCUCAGGAUGCAGAGAGCUUUGCCACAAGUAGCACCUCAGGAGUUGCAGUUCUUAAGAUGGGUCGUUUUCAGGUGUCCGUGGCUGUGGAUGAUCAGAAAGACAGUGAAAGUAAACCCAAGCACUUUGAUACAACAACCUCGGAAUCCUCAUCUUUGUCUAGCAGCAGUCCAGAAAGUACUCUCGUGAAGCAAAUCUUCAGUGGGACAGCAGAUAAUAUUCCUGUUACUUCAGUGGAUGCAGUGGAUGGCGGAGUCCCUCCCACCGUUCAUUUGCAGCCAACCAAGGUUGGACGUUUCCAGGUGACCACAACGACAGACACAGUUGGUCGCUUUUCUGUGUCUAGAACUCAAGAUGAGGUAGCCUGUGUAGAGAGAGAGAUUCCUGAAGUGGUCCCUUUGUCCGUGGACUCUGAGCAAGCUUCUUCUCCACUUACAACUCCUAAAUCGGAAUUUGCCCAGAGAAGGCCAUCUCUGCAUCUGAAUGGACCGUCAUCUGAAUUGGAAGCUGCUUUCCUGAGUGGUGCAGCUAAAGAGUUUGACGAUGGUUUGGGGAGUCCUGAUUCUCUUCAUCCACCCGUUUCCAAAAUCAGUCUUCCAGUCCAGAGUCUCAGCAACUCAUUCAACUCUUCCUACAUGAGCAGCGAUAAUGAGUCAGACAUAGAAGAUGAAGAUUUGAAGUGUGAGCUACGUCAACUGCGGGAAAAGCACCUUAAAGAGAUCCAGGAACUUCAGAGUCGUCAAAAGCUGGAGAUUGAACUCCUUUACACAAAGUUGGGCAAAGUCCCUCCAGCAGUAAUCAUCCCUCCUGCUGCCCCUCUCUCAGGCAGGAGAAGAAGACCUACGAAAGGGAAAAGCAGCCGGUCCAGUCGCAGCAGUUCCCAGGGCAAUAAGAGCCCUCAGAUAUUGGGAAACCUGUCUGCUCAGAGUGCCCCUUCAGUUCUACCCCAGCAGCAGACCCUGCACCCUCCUGGCAGUGUCCCUGAAACAGGACAGAACCAUCUGUUGCAGCCACUGAAGCCAUCUCCUUCUAGUGAAAAUCUCUAUUCAGCUUUUACUAGUGAUGGUGCCAUUUCUGUUCCAAGCCUUUCUGCACCAGGCCAAGGGACCAGCAGUGUAAACACUGUUGGGGGUACAGUAAACAGCCAGGCACCUCAGUCUCAGCCCCCUGCCUCUAGUCGGAAAGGAACUUUUACUGAUGAUCUGCACAAACUAGUGGACAACUGGGCUCGUGACGCUAUGAAUCUGUCCGGCAAGAAAGGAAGCAAAGGACACGGAAAUUAUGAGGGUCCAGGAAUGGCAAGGAAGUUCUCUGCACCAAGCCAACUCUGCAUCUCGAUGACAUCUUCUCUUGGUGCUACCCCUAUCUCUGCAGCAUCAGCUACCUCCCUAGGUCCCUUCACCAAGGCCAUGUGUCCCCCUCAGCCAUUUGGUUAUCCAACAGUGCCCUUUGUAGCCCCCUGGAGCGGGACAGGUGGUCCAGCACAGCAGCCUUUAAACCAGUUCCAGCCUGUAGGAACUGCCUCAUUACAAAACUUCAACAUCAGCAACUUACAGAAAUCUAUCAGCAACCCCCCUGGCUCUAAUCUGCGGACCACUUAGUGAUUCCCAGCCGCAUUGCUGGGUAGACCUUUGGGCAGGAGUUGGGGCCUGAAUUAACUGCUAGGCUCUGUUGUGCCCAAAAGGGAUGGAUUUCCCCCCCUCUAACCAUUGCUCUCUGCUCUCAGUAAGUAAAGCCCCCCAUUCGGAAGAUGGGGAGAAAUUGAUCAGGAUCCUCUAAGAUGGCACAUGCUUCCUCUAAUCCUUGUAUGUGGCAGAAUGUAUAAAGAUGGAAACCACCAUGCAAGUCAGCAGCCUCUGACUGUAAAAUUCACAUGACUUAAGAGGCUGGAUCCUGUGGGUUGGGAAGAAAGGUGUUAGCCUUCGCAUGAAUCUUGAGUAUGCUGUUUGCCUUGCUCUGAAGAAUUAAGCCCAGGGGAAAAGCUGUCCAUUUUUUUCCACCAUCUUGUCUAUUCCUUCCUCCAAAGCAUCACAUCACAGUUCCUGAGCGAGUGAGCACACAGAUGGACAUGCAGAAUAGCCCGUGCUUUGAGAUCAGUCUUUCCUGCUUUCAGGAAAAAGAUACUAACAGCUUUGACAGCAGCAUUAGAGCAAUUUAAAAUGUUUAGAAGAAAAAAAAUAAUAAUAAUUAAAAGUUCCCUGAGGACAUGUACUUACCAUCAGUUUUGAUGUGGAAACACUGUGAUAUAUAAAUGUUGUUGGACAACAGUAGUUUAAAAAAAAAAUAUGAGUGGAAUAUAGAGGGUUAAACAGUCAAAAAAGAAAAAAAUGGGAAAAAAGCUAGCUAUAUCCUGAUACUUAUUGGAGACACUUUAACUUUUUUCCUUUUUAUUUUCAUUGUAUUAGAUAAAUGUGAAUGUAUAAUUGUAUAAAUUAAUGUACUUGAAUACUUGUCUGUUCUCCCAGUAUGCUUGCUGGAUAUUUUAGUGCCUUGGACUUUUUAUUGCUUCUGCAGUUAGCAUCACCUGCCUAGCAGACUUUAGACAGACCGAAGGAAAGGAGAGAGGGAGGUUAUUUUGGACGUAGCCACUGAAAUACCAAAGGCCUAAAACAUUGGACGUUUAUACUGUAACAGUGUCUAGAGUAGGUGUUGGAGGGGAGCUACUGCAGCUGUACGUUGAAAAGGUAAAGCUAUGGAGCGAUGGGGAAAACCAGCGAUGGAUAUUGGUGGAGGGUGCAGAAAUGAUGACAUGUAACCAGAGUAAAGCUGGGCUGAAUGUGAACAGAAAGAGAGAGAGGGAGGGAGGGAGAAGGGCUUGUCUGAAAGGACAGCUUUUGACUGAGAGCUACAAAGGGUUUUAGGAGGGGCAAUAUGUGUUCAGAAACUGGAGUUUAUCACUCUGGGGAAGUGUGAAAGUCUCCUGGGAUUUGCUCUUCAUUGUCUUUAAUUCUACCUAGAAAAGGGCAGAAAUAGAUAUUCCAUGUUGCGGGUUUCAUUGCCAAGGAUAGAUAACACUUGAAACACUCAAAAAUCAAAAAUAAACUUGUUUUUGUUAAAUGUCUAAAGGACUCAAAACUGGUACCAAGACUGUAACUGUGUUGCCUUCUAGUAGGUGUUCUAUAUCUCCUACUUUCCGCUCAAACUUGGUUUCUAACUCAACAUCCAGGUUCUCUAUUCAAAUGAAAUAACUGCAACCAACUAGUAUUACUCUGUAUUGCUGCAGCAGGCUGUGAAGGGUCAAAGUACUUCUAUUUUGUAUUUGGAAGUAGCUUUACUGCUGGUCUAAAAGUUUGUAUACUAAGUAAAAAAAAAAAAUAUGUCCCCCCCCCUCUUUUCCCCCCCAAAAACGUUCCUUUAAGGUUAGCAGGGAAUUUGUUAUUUCUGUACUUGUUUGCUCUACCCUCAAACAUAUGCACAGGUUGGUCUUUCCAUCCCUUUGUCUCCAGUUGAGGUUUAGAGUGGCUUUGUCGAGGAGGGAGGCCUCGGCAUGGUGGCCGAAAGGCAAAAGACGGGAGUCUAGGUAGCUGGGCUUCGACACCUUUUCAGACUUUAAAGUCCCCAUUUUGACGGAAUCUGGGGAAGCCGUGGCUUCCUACUGUUAAUGGAGAAGCUUUUACUUUCUGAGUUUGUGGCCAUUCUUCAAAGGAAAAUGAAUUGACGUGCAGGAAGUAUCAAGAAUCAGUGACGAAAGGUGCCACUUCAUGGUUAGAAUGGUCAGCUGAGUGUUGCACGAGGAUGGUAUUUUUGGUUUAAUAUGUUUGAGGUUGGGUUUUUCACUUAGUUAUGCAAGUACUGGUUUUAUUUCCCAUUGAUUUCCCUCCUGUGGAUUAAAUAACUGAGGUCUAGAAGAAUUAACUAAUGCUACUGAACUGUUAAAUUAUUUUGUGUUAAUAUUACACUUUGAGUACCUUUUUUUUCCCACAAGAUCUGUUUCUGAAUUACAGAUGUUUUCUUUACAUUAUUUAACAAUGUACACUGUAAAAAUAAAAUAAAAUGAAUUCAAACCUUGGGCUUCCCUGGCCGUAGUUAAUGGUAUGUUUUGCACUAAAUCCAGGCAUUGCGCUUCAUGUACAAUUGCGCUUUGUGCUGCAGUUUGUUACCUUCUUUGUAGAUAUUUAAUGAAAUCAUUCAAAUAAACCAAACCUGCUUUUGUUGAA
Messenger RNA from Protobothrops mucrosquamatus (brown spotted pit viper), 11052 nucleotides. RefSeq names its product WNK lysine deficient protein kinase 1 (gene WNK1). NCBI's taxonomy places the organism in Eukaryota, Metazoa, Chordata, Lepidosauria, Squamata, Viperidae. Gene Ontology annotation, molecular function: potassium channel inhibitor activity; chloride channel inhibitor activity; protein serine/threonine kinase activity. Gene Ontology annotation, biological process: intracellular signal transduction; positive regulation of sodium ion transmembrane transporter activity; negative regulation of sodium ion transport. The record is from RefSeq and is a predicted model, not a curated record. The transcript is spliced from 30 exons. Bases 1 to 8496 code for a protein of 2831 amino acids. Gene Ontology annotation, cellular component: cytosol; cytoplasm.